This is a messenger RNA of Salvelinus namaycush (lake trout), 5948 nucleotides long. RefSeq names its product S-adenosylmethionine synthase. The transcript is spliced from 9 exons. Bases 175 to 1341 code for a protein of 388 amino acids. Gene Ontology annotation, cellular component: cytosol. Gene Ontology annotation, biological process: S-adenosylmethionine biosynthetic process. Lineage: Eukaryota; Metazoa; Chordata; Actinopteri; Salmoniformes; Salmonidae. Gene Ontology annotation, molecular function: methionine adenosyltransferase activity; ATP binding. The record is from RefSeq and is a predicted model, not a curated record.
GAUAGUCCAGGAGUUCUGUUGGAUAGACAGCCAAUUGGCAGCAACCCUCUCGCUCUCUCUUUUUUCUCUCUCCCUCACCUUCCCUCUCUCAAGAGAACAAGCUGGGAUAUAAAGCUCUCACUGGAAAUUUUAUUUCAGUUUUUUUAGUGGUUCUGAGCACCUGCCUGUGUCAAAAUGAGUGACGCUCUGCUGGAUGAUGGGUCCUUCAUGUUCACUUCGGAGUCUGUUGGAGAGGGACAUCCAGACAAGAUCUGUGACCAGAUCAGUGAUGCUGUCCUGGAUGCUCACCUGAAGCAGGACCCAAAUGCCAAGGUCGCCUGUGAGACGGUUUGUAAGACUGGCAUGGUGCUGCUGUGUGGAGAGAUCACGUCCCGGGCCAACGUAGACUACCAGAAGGUUGUCAGAGACACCAUACAACACAUCGGUUACGACAACUCAGACAAAGGUUUUGACUAUAAGACGUGUAAUGUGUUGGUGGCUCUGGAGCAGCAGAGUCCAGACAUCGCUCAGGGUGUCCACAUCGACAGGAAAGAGGAAGACAUGGGAGCUGGAGACCAGGGUCUGAUGUUUGGCUACGCUACUGACGAGACAGAGGAGUGCAUGCCUCUCACCAUCGUCCUGGCUCACAAACUCAAUUCCAAGAUGGCCGAACUCAGACGCAACGGAACCAUCCCCUGGCUCCGCCCCGACUCUAAAACACAAGUGACAGUACACUAUGAGCAGGAGCACGGGGCAGUGAUCCCUAUAAGGGUCCACACCGUGGUCAUCUCUGUUCAACACGAUGACUUCAUUGGCCUGGAGGAACAGAAGGAGGUGCUCAAGGAGAAGGUGAUCAAGGUAGUGGUUCCAGCUAAGUACCUGGAUGAUAAGACCAUCUACCAUCUUCAGCCCAGUGGACGCUUCGUCAUCGGAGGACCCCAGGGUGAUGCUGGAGUGACGGGUAGGAAGAUCAUCGUUGAUACGUACGGAGGCUGGGGGGCCCAUGGUGGGGGAGCUUUCUCUGGUAAAGACUUCUCCAAGGUGGAUCGCUCGGCUGCCUAUGCUGCCCGCUGGGUGGCCAAGUCCCUGGUCAAGGCCAAACUGUGCAGGAGGGUGCUGGUUCAGGUAUCCUACGCUAUCGGAGUGGCUCACCCUCUGUCCAUCUCCGUGUUCACCUACGGCUCGUCACAAAAGUCAGAGAGAGAGCUGCUGCAGAUCGUAAACAAGAACUUUGACCUACGACCUGGUGUCAUUGUCCGGGAACUGAACCUGAAGAGGCCAAUCUACCAGAAGACAGCGUGCUACGGCCACUUUGGCCGGAGUGAGUUUACCUGGGAAGUCCCCAAGGAGCUCAACUACUAAACAUCUCCCCCUUGUGGUCAAGUAUAUAACAAGCUCUUAAACACCCCCGUGGUCAAGUAUAUAACAAGCUCUUAAACACCCCCGUGGUCAAGUAUAUAACAAGCUCUUAAACACCCCCGUGGUCAAGUAUAUAACAAGCUCUUAAAUACCCCCGUGGUCAAGUAUAUAACAAGCUCUUAAACACCCCCGUGGUCAAGUAUAUAACAAGCUCUUAAACAUCAACCCCCUGGUGGCCAAGUAUAUAACGAUCCCUCCCAGAGAUAGAAAACAGGCCCCCUCUACAGGCUACAACCACAAAUGGUUCUGCUUUUUCAUUGGCUAGUGUUGGGGUUAUGGUUUAGGAUUAGGGUGAAAGGAUGUUUUUGGUUAGUGCUAAACAAUCAUUUAUGUGAUUGUAGCCCAUAGAGGGGAUUUGUUUGUUUAUGCUUCUUAUCUUGAAUGAGAGGGGUGCAACUUAUAGAGGGGAAUCUCUAUUCUCCCUCCCUCCCUCUCUCUCCUCCAUCUCUUUUUCUAUCACAUUAAACAUUUCAGUCAAUAGAGAGGAUGAACUCACUGUGAUUUUAAUCAGACAAUCCACACAUUUUCAUUCAGAUAAAUGGUGUCCUUUGUGUCUCACUUAUGUGUCUCACUUAUGUGCCUUAGUAUCAAAACAAUGACAUGUUAGAAGUAUUACAUAUGCAGAAGUAUUUAUUCACACUCACUCUGGACAAAUAGUGAUUCCAUUGUCACUUCUGCUAUUAAACAAAGAAACAAAAAAACAAAUUAAAUUAAUAAAUAAAGUUAAAUAUUGAAAAAAUAUAUAUAUAUAAAGCAGAGCAUUUAGCCUCAAAACUGUGAAUUGGUGAUGUGCGGUUUGACUCAUAACCAGCAAUCGGUUUAGGGGCAUGAAAUACAGUAUUGUGUGGAUGAAGGGCGGGUGAGUGGCGGGCAGGUUGAAUAAAGAGAAAACAGUGCAUUAAAAAUCCAUAAAUAUAUCAUUCUUGUGAAAUUCAUAUCUAUGGGCUAUUUUUAUCUGGCGUUAGUGCGUAGCCUGAGCUCCUAACUGUAGCGUGCCAAAUACAUGCAAAUUCUCAAAUGCUUUUGGGAAUUUGGACAGAAAAAGUUUGUCGAUCCACUGAGGCAAAAAAGGACAAUGUCGGAGUUUAAUUCAAUAAGAGAAAAUCUGAGAAAUUGAAUGUUGAAAAUAAAUAGAAGGGAAGGCCAGGGAAAUAUUUGGUAACGUGGUAACAGUGCCAGCUAUGUUAUGUGUGAUAAUUGUGAGGCGCUAUACAAAUUCGAUAGUCACAAGACCUGGACUUCAAAAUGCACGUCAAGGGAACUGUUCGGUUCAGAUGGGUUAAAUGGGAAAGUGACAUAACUGUAGGUCUACAACCCUUAACAUAACCUGAUAUAAUAUUAACUCCUGAAAAAUUAAGCAUUUGUUGCAGUAAAAUUAUACACCAAAUGUACAUUUUGACUCGUAACAGGAGUAAAGAAAUAUUAUGAGUUGAGACAGUGAGCGGUUAGGAUCCGUCUGUAAAGGUGGAGGUGCCAUCUUUAUCAGCAUCAUAAAAGCUGAUCGUAUUUCAACCACAUAAAAUAUGCAUCCAAGCCGAACUGAAAUCUUAUCAAAAACAUUUUGGGUCAUUUUAACAGCUUUUAAUUUCCUGAAAACUAAUCAAACUGAUUUUAUUUAUUGGGAAUAUUAUUGGGAAUAUCCAACAUUUGGAAUUUGUACUCACCCGCAACCUGCAUUUAUAAUGACUGCCGGGUUAGGAAGAUUAAAUGACUGCCGGGUUAGGAAGACAAAAAUAUCAGACUACCUAAAGCAUUUCACUGUAAGGUCUACUACACCUGUUGUUUUCGGCGCAUGUGAUAAAUACAAUUUGAUUUGAUCUAAACUGGAAUACCAUUACAGUAAAAGAUGCAAGAAGUCCAAGUAACAGAUUGGAUUAGUUUCGAAAAAGUUAUGUUAUUUAUGAGUAGCAUAAGAUUAAUUAAUCAAUCAUCAAUCAAUGCACAUGCAAAAACAUAUUGAAACAUGUUGACAGCAGAUGGGAGUUUUAUUCAUAACAUUGCUAAUUUAGCUAGCUAACAUACAUUUUGAGAAAACAAGCUAUAUUAACUGGCUAGGUAGUAACGUUUGGUGGUCAAUGAGACUGAGAGCUAGCUAACCAGCUGAGCUAGCAAACAAUGUAACAAGUAUCAUUUCGGAUUUGAAAAAUACUCCAUCAAUUGGCUCUGCAUUUCAGGAGUCACAGUAGCAAAUACUCCUGGUGCACUAUUCAAUGGUUUAGCCAUUUAAACAUGACUUUUGAAGAAAACUGUGCCGUAGCCCUCACUGGCUUUCAUGUGAUUUAGGGUGCGUUCGUAAAUUCAAUCAGGAGUGCCAGAGUGCGCUCAGAGUGCUCUCAGGAAAUUCAUAAAUUCAGAGCAUUGUCAAUUCGUAAAUUCAGAGCGUUUCGUUCUCGCUGCGUUCAGAGCGGACACUGGACACUCGGGCCGAGGAUUAGGGUUGAUCGAGUGUUCUGGCCUAGCUUGCUAGCUACUUCCAGCCACAAACGAGAGAACAAAUCACUCUGACCAUUUCACUCGCCCUAGCAGAGCUGGUUAGGCUGUUUUCAUGUUAUCCAGAGCGUUGGUGACUGUAACUGCUGCAAGCUACAAUUUAAUUACGCUUUUUUUUGCCGAAAUUUACUGACACCGGCCAUAUUCAACGGGUGUUGAGCGUUCGUAAAUCCGUCAGUUAUUCUGCGCUCUGGUACACUCAGACGAGAGUGCUCUGAAACCAGAGUAGAUAGCCGGAGAGAAUGUAAGAACCUUAAACGUGAGCUUGUCCAUGUGUGGGAUGUCAGACUCGACGACAGUUGUUACCCAUUGGAGCGCUGCGAUUGGUUGUCCAACAUUUUGGGGCGGGGCUUAGCUGAGGGUCAAUUGUGACGCUCGACUACUUUUUAAUGCUUUUUUAUGUUUAUUCAGAAAAAAUAUACAUGUAGUGAUGUCUUAUGUUUGUAUUGUAUUGUAAUUUGAAAUGUUAUAUUAAAACAAUUAAAUACUAAACGAUUACAAAAAAAAAAAAGAUAUUAUCCCCUCCACUCUGUCCAUAUCACCUCAAGAUGGUGCUAUAAAUCCUGUAUUGGUAUUCAUCCAUAAUCGAAGCGGAAUAUGUAUCUGCGGGUUCAAACCACAACCUUCAAUCAACCAAAUAUUAGAAGGGAGAUCACCCUCUAACUUGGUUUUCGGAUGUAGUUACAACUCUUAUCUUUGCUCUGUAUCAAACUGGUUUAUAUUAUAUGUAGAUUUGUAAAGAUCAAAUUCACAAGUCUUAAUUUUGUAAUUAUAUCAUCAAUACUGCAGGACAGUUUUUACAAUGCACUACUACUAUUACACAACACCAACAACAGGUAUGCAGUCAGACGACACAGGUCUCUUAUCCCAGGGAGGUUUUGAGCUGUAUACUGUACCUCUUACCAGUGUGUUACAGUUGACCAAAUCUAGCAGUAGAAAUAGCUUUGAAGAAUAAGGCUUUAUAACCACUUAUAAGGCAUCAUAAGGAUGCUUAAUAACUGUUCUUAAGGCCUUAUAAUGCUUUAUGAUGUGUCUAUGAACCCCUGCUCAGUCCUGUUUGACUAAAUGCUAUUUGUAUCUUCAUCUGUAGUCUAGAGCUAUUGUAGAGCUGCUGCUGGGAUCUCGCUGUAAACAAUAUUUGCCACCUUGAAUGAACUGUUCUCAUCUCUGAUGGCUGCUAAGGUUUGAUGUAUUUAGUAUUCUGACUUGAUUGUGAGUUAAUUGUUGUGAUUAUUUUACUAUAGACAUAAAUAGUCUAUGAAUAAAUUGCCAAAGUGCAUGCUGCCAACAGUAGGUAUAUUAUUUUGUGGACAUCUUAAAGUUUCUACAUUUGUACAAUUGUAUAUGCCUGAGAUGGUGCUUUCUGAGGAUAAUAACAUUGAGCUUCCCAAACAAACAUGACAGAAGUAUUUUAUGUUGACAGAAUUUCCCUCUUUCUUCCAUUUUCUCAAACCAUUUGAGACAUUCACUUGAGUCUUAUUUGAAAAGCAGUAAUAAUCUCUCUCUCGCCGUAUAGAGGUAUUUUGUAUAGACUCUUGUCUGUUUACAUUAUAAGUCUUACUCUGAGUCACUGGGCCCAGUAUUUUUUUUAAAGGCCCAAUGCAGUCAAAAACUUGAUUUCCCAGUGUUUUAUAUAUAUAAAAAGGGCUGCAUUGGACCUUUAAGGACCUAGUAGGGGAAUAGUGUAUAAAACAGUCUCCCAAAAUGUUCCAGAGUGCCGAGUUAGUGAAACAUUAAGGACUUGAAAUACCUCACAGAUGCUUUACCUACACAUUGUUAAAAACCAUCCUGAGGGGUUUCAUUUUUAUCUACAUAAAUGCGGGUGUUUCUGCCCUUCUUCACCCUCUGCUCCAGAGUCAUUGUAGCCUUGUGAUGUAUUCAGCUGUACUGAUCUAGCUAUCAUCUCUUCCUGUGUCCCAACCUUGUUGUCCUAAGGAAGUUUGCCCCCCCCCCCGCCCCUCUUUACCUAGAAGAUGCUGUUCUCGCCCCACCCUCAAACUCACAGUCCUAACAGUUGGCGUAGAAACCUGAAAAUGUAAAUAAUUGUUCACAAUAAAAAA